UCUCUUCCAAAGAGUGUGCAUGACAACUUUAUGAUCAAAAUGCAAACAAUGAUUCAUCUAUCGAUUGUGCUCUUGUUGUUUUCAAAUAUUCUUAUUUAUAGAGUUUGUCAUGCUUCCUCUUACUCCAGUCUCAUAAGUAGUGGUGUGGACUAUCAUCGUCAUUCUCCCAUUAAUAAACAACCACUCGCCAAAAUCGCCAUUCACAAAACUGUUAUCGCUCUCAAUGAAUCAGCUUCCAUUCGUUCUAGCCCUUUGCUACUGGGAUCUGAGGACGAUGAUCAUAUUGAUUGGCUUAACAUAGACCUCGAGUACCCUGAACCAUCUAUAGACGAUUGGGUUGGAAUUUUUUCUCCGGCGAAGUUCAAUGCUUCCGAUUGCUCAUCAGAAGCCGGUGAGUGGCCGGAGAAUCCAACCUUAUGCACAGCUCCAAUUAAGUACAAAUUCGCAAAUCAAUCCUCUGCUGAUUAUGUUAAAACGGGAAAAGCUAAAAUCACCUUCCGGAUCAUAAAUCAACGUUCAAAUUUCGCAUUUGCGUUUUUUACAGGCGGAUUAGAAACUCCGAAAUUGGUUGCUGUUUCUAAUCCUAUGUCAUUUCCAAACCCUAAGGCCCCUCUAUACCCUCGUCUUGCCCAUGGAAAAGAAUGGGAUGAGAUGACUGUAACAUGGACUAGUGGAUAUAACAUUGAUGAAGCAACUCCACUUCUUGAAUGGGGAUUGAAGGGAGAAACCAAAAAGCUUUCUCCUGCAGGAACAUUGACUUUUACACGUGGCAGCAUGUGUGGUCCACCUGCACGUACAGUUGGAUGGCGUGAUCCUGGUUUUAUCCACACUAGUUUCUUAAAGGGCAUGUGGCCAAACACGAUGUAUGAAUAUAGAAUGGGCCAUAUGCUUUUAAAUGGAUCAAUCAUCUAUAGUAAAAUAUACACGUUUAAAUCAUCUCCAUAUCCCGGACAAGAUUCGCUUCAACGUGUUAUCAUAUUUGGAGACAUGGGAAAGGCAGAACGUGACGGGUCAAAUGAGUAUGCAAAUUAUCAACCAGGAUCCCUAAUUACUACAGAUCAAUUAAUUAGUGACCUUGACAACUAUGAUAUAGUGUUCCAUAUAGGAGGUUUACCAUAUGCAAGUGGAUAUCUCUCACAAUGGGAUCAAUUCACUGAACAAGUCGAACCCAUUUCAUCAGUGAAGCCAUAUAUGAUUGCAAGUGGCAACCAUGAACGUGAUUUUCCUAAUUCUGGAUCCUUUUACGAUACUCUUGAUUCGGGCGGGGAGUGUGGUGUGCCUGCUGAGACCAUGUACUAUGUUCCUGCAGAUAACAGAGCUAAAUUCUGGUAUGCAACGGAUUAUGGUAUGUUUCACUUCUGUAUAGCGGAUUCAGAGCAUGAUUGGAGGGAGGGUUCAGAACAAUAUGCAUGGAUAGAGAAAUGUUUUGCGUCAGUCGACAGACAAAAACAGCCAUGGUUAAUCUUUGCUACUCAUCGUGUUCUUGGUUAUUCUUCUAGCAGUUGGUUAGCCGAUGAGGGUGCAUUUGAAGAGCCCAUGGGACGUGCGAAUUUGCAAAAAUUAUGGCAAAAAUACAAAGUGGACAUCGCAUUGUAUGGGCAUGUCAAUAAUUAUGAAAGGACAUGUCCUAUAUACCAGAACAAGUGUGUGAAUUCGGAGAUAUCACGGUACUCUGGUACGGUGAAUGGGACAAUUCAUGUUGUUGUUGGUGGAGGAGGGAGCCACUUGUCGAGUUUUACAGAGAUAAAUACAUUUUGGAGUUUGUAUAAAGAUCAAGAUUGGGGAUUUGUGAAACUUACUGCAUUUAACCACUCAUCACUUUUAUUUGAGUACAAGAAGAGUAGUGAUGGUUUGGUUUAUGAUAGCUUUACAAUAUCAAGGGACUACAAAGAUGUUUUGGCAUGUGUACAUGAUGGUUGUGAACCUACCACUUUGGCAACUUAAAAUGUGGUACAUCAAAAUUUUUGGCAGAUAAAACCAAUAAAAAAACACUUUUCCAAAAAAUCAUGCUGCUAAAAAUUUGUUUUAUUAGUGGUAAGGCUUCUAUUGUACUAGUAAUGUAUGUAUGUGUCCAUUAUUUUUAUUUAAUGUUCUUGUUAUAGUUA
Molecule: messenger RNA, 2105 nt
Organism: Lactuca sativa (garden lettuce)
Lineage: Eukaryota; Viridiplantae; Streptophyta; Magnoliopsida; Asterales; Asteraceae
Product: nucleotide pyrophosphatase/phosphodiesterase
Molecular function (GO): metal ion binding; acid phosphatase activity
Source: RefSeq, a predicted model, not a curated record